This is a messenger RNA of Cyclopterus lumpus (lumpfish), 1873 nucleotides long. Its product is annotated as claudin-8-like. Gene Ontology annotation, molecular function: structural molecule activity. The record is from RefSeq and is a predicted model, not a curated record. The transcript has 2 exons. Bases 1106 to 1789 code for a protein of 227 amino acids. Gene Ontology annotation, biological process: cell adhesion; bicellular tight junction assembly. Lineage: Eukaryota; Metazoa; Chordata; Actinopteri; Perciformes; Cyclopteridae. Gene Ontology annotation, cellular component: plasma membrane; bicellular tight junction.
ACAUUUGUGUGUGUCCAUUCAAUUGGAACACAAUUGUUAGUCUUUGGUAUGAUGCUCUGGAGCUCUUAGGAACUAAUGGAACUGAACAAAUGGCUAAGUAAACAUGAGAUGCAGGUUUAAGACUGCUUGUUAAAGGUGUGGACAUCUGCCUUAGUGUUUGUGAAGAAGCCAAACAGAGACAACCUGGUGGCAUGAUCACAUGAUAAGAAUUUGCAAGUCACUUUGAAUACACAGUUUUAGACCAAAAGUUGUCCACAUCUAGUUUAAUCCAACUCCAUAUAUUUAAGCAAUUAAAGAACAUGUCUGUCUCUGUCUCUGCUCAGUGAAGUAUAUUAUAGCUCCUAAACUAUUUGGUCAGCUCAUUUCAUUUUCAGUGAGUUCAAAAGCUGGAGACUCUCAAUUGCAACGUGUGUAAUGGCAGUAAAAUAAAUACUGAACAUAUUUAUAUUUGAUGUAAUGACAAUGUUACCUUUCUCCAUUGUUUUUGUCUAUGUAUGUCUUCUCAACAACCCUAGAGUUAUACAAAUCUGGCAUAUUUUAACUUCUAAUUCAUUAAACUAUAUUUCUGGUACUUAAUCAAUAAUUGUGUUAUUGUGUGUCACACUACUGUGAGAUGUGAAUUCCCUCUUUGUAUAAUCACCUUAAAUGUCAUUUCUGCUCCCCCCCCCUGUGGACAACAGUAGUACUGCAGGCGCUGAUGUAUUGUUUGCUUCUGAAUUUUUAUCACAUCUAAUAAUGGAAAAUAAAAACUUGUCGAGUUGUAAACAUUUCUGAAGUCGUUAGCUGUGGCUGCGCAUAUUAGUUUACUGCUGAUGAAGCUGAUGGUACAGAUAUACCACUAUAGCCAGAAGAACCAUAAACACAAAAUAAGCAAAGGUUCUUUACACCCCCAUUGCCCUGAGCCAACCAGGUGACAGCAAAGCCUCUUUCCCAUAACAAACCACCUCUUACACCAUACCAACUGCAUCAGAUGCGAAGAUCGACGCUGCCUUGGACACAUCUCUGACUCAGAUGCUGAGAUAUUUUACUAAAGCAUCAGAAUUUAUUGUCUACGCGAGCAAACCUUAUUUUGAAAUUGGACAGCUGAUUUCUUGAAGGCUGCACAAUGGUUCAAGGUGUUUCAGAGAUAGCCGCAAUGUGUGUCGGCCUGAUUGGGCUGAUCGGGGCGGCGGCUACUACAGGGAUGCCCAUGUGGAAGGUGACAGCUUUCAUUGGGGAAAACAUCAUUGUGAUGGAAACCCGCUGGGAGGGCUUGUGGAUGAACUGCUACAGACAGGCCAACAUCAGGAUGCAAUGUAAGAUCUAUGACUCGCUGCUGUUUCUGCCCCCGGACUUACAGGCAGCCAGAGGUCUGAUGUGCUGUUCUCUGGCCCUCUCGGGUCUGGGGCUCCUUGUGGCUCUGGCAGGAAUGCGUUGUACAUCCUGUAUUCAGGAUAAUGAUUGGGCUAAGACCAUUAUCCUGAUGGUUGCAGGUGGUAUGCAGUUUGGGGCCUGUAUCUGUGUCUUUAUCCCUGUGUCGUGGACAGGUCAUGUCAUCAUUAGAGAUUUUUACAAUCCUUUGCUAAUUGAUGCCCAGAGGAGGGAGCUAGGAGAGGCUCUCUACAUCGGUUGGGUGACCGGCGCCUUCCUUUUUGCAUCUGCCAUGUUGUUCGUCUGUCGCCGUAUACCCUCAGACAAAGGCUCAUUCGAUGUGUACCACCAAGCCAACUUGCUCAGUUACAAGCCAGCACCCAGCAAGCCAUCUCUCAUGAGGUCUGCAAGAAAAUGCAUCAUUGGUAUAUCAAGGUAGUAUGGCGCACCACUCCUCAAUGCGGAGCUCUAACCUUGUUGGAAGCCUGUAUACACCAGACAACUCUUUUUACAGAAGCCAAAA